UAAUAAAUAAAUAAAGGAAAAAGAAUCUGGAUAUGAUAGAAAACAUAAAACCCUAAUCCAAAAUAGUCGUCAAAUUUCACAAUCCAUUUCUUUCUUUAUUGAUCUCUCCGAUCUGCAACGAGCGGGGAUCUUUUUAGGGAGUACUUGUGUUGUUCCUGCAUUUUGCUUUUCUAAAGAGGAGGGGGAGGCUAUAUUUUGUAAGGUUUUUUGUUAGAAAGAUGAAAAGCACGGAGAGAAUUGCCAAUUUGGCUUUAGCGGGUUUAACCUUAGCACCUCUUGUUGUGAAAGUAGAUUCAAAUGUAAAUGUUAUCUUGACUGCUUGCCUCACUGUAUAUGUGGGAUGCUAUCGUUCUGUCAAACCAACUCCGCCUUCUGAGACGAUGUCCAAUGAACAUGCCAUGCGUUUUCCCAUUGUUGGGAGUGCAAUGUUGUUAUCACUUUUCUUGCUCUUCAAGUUUCUAUCUAAGGACUUGGUCAAUGCUGUGCUCACAGGCUACUUCUUUUUACUUGGGAUUGUUGCUCUGUCGGCAACAUUAUUACCAUCCAUCAAACGUUUUUUGCCAAAGCACUGGAGAGAAGAACUCAUAGUCUGGCAUUUUCCAUAUCUUCGCUCUUUGGAGAUUGAGUUUACAAAGUCACAGAUCAUUGCUGCAAUCCCUGGAACCUUUUUUUGUGUGUGGUAUGCUUUGCAGAAGCAUUGGCUAGCAAAUAAUAUUUUGGGUCUUGCUUUCUGUAUACAGGGAAUUGAAAUGCUAUCUCUUGGGUCAUUCAAGACUGGUGCUAUUCUCUUGGUUGGACUCUUUUUUUAUGACAUUUUCUGGGUGUUCUUCACUCCAGUGAUGGUCAGUGUUGCAAAAUCAUUUGAUGCUCCAAUAAAGCUUUUGUUCCCCACAGCAGAUUCUGCAAGGCCAUUUUCAAUGCUUGGGCUUGGUGACAUUGUUAUCCCUGGUAUCUUUGUAGCAUUGGCCUUGCGGUUUGAUGUUUCUAGAGGAAAACAGCCUCUGUAUUUCAAGAGUGCAUUUUUAGGAUACACUGUUGGCUUGGCCCUAACAAUAGUUGUGAUGAACUGGUUUCAAGCUGCUCAGCCAGCUCUUUUAUAUAUUGUACCUGCUGUAAUUGGGUUUUUGGCUGCUCAUUGCAUAUGGAAUGCCGAAGUCAAACAGUUACUGGAGUUUGAUGAGUCGAAGACUGCGAAAUCAUCUCAAGAGGAGAGUGACCCCAAAUCUGACAAAAAGGUUGAAUAAGUUGAAGCCCUUUCAAUAUACCUUUUAGAGUCAUAGAAGAAGCGCUUGAUUUUCUAGGAGCCCCAUUACCUGUAAUGCUAAAGUAUUCAGCAGCAACCUCUGUAAAGAUUUUGUUUGAGAAAAAUAAUUAGUCUUACUUUCAGUGUAGGAAUUUGCAUUCGCUUCUGUAGUUUGUUUUCAUGGUAAACUAUUUUUGCUGUGAAAAAAAAAACAAGUUUGCGGAGAGGAACGCAUGCUUGUUUGUUUUUUCAUUUGUAUGACUGGUGAUGCUUCUUAAAUCCCUUCUC
Abrus precatorius (Indian licorice) is the source of this 1531-nucleotide messenger RNA. Its product is annotated as signal peptide peptidase-like. The coding region runs from base 219 to 1244 and encodes 341 amino acids. Gene Ontology annotation, molecular function: aspartic endopeptidase activity, intramembrane cleaving. The record is from RefSeq and is a predicted model, not a curated record. Gene Ontology annotation, cellular component: cytoplasmic side of endoplasmic reticulum membrane; lumenal side of endoplasmic reticulum membrane; membrane. The transcript has 12 exons. NCBI's taxonomy places the organism in Eukaryota, Viridiplantae, Streptophyta, Magnoliopsida, Fabales, Fabaceae. Gene Ontology annotation, biological process: membrane protein proteolysis.